Messenger RNA from Brassica oleracea var. oleracea, 1605 nucleotides. RefSeq lists its product as uncharacterized. Bases 1 to 1605 code for a protein of 534 amino acids. The record is from RefSeq and is a predicted model, not a curated record. Gene Ontology annotation, molecular function: RNA-DNA hybrid ribonuclease activity; nucleic acid binding. The transcript has 2 exons. NCBI's taxonomy places the organism in Eukaryota, Viridiplantae, Streptophyta, Magnoliopsida, Brassicales, Brassicaceae.
AUGCUUUCUCUUGGGGGAAAGGAGGUACUCCUUAAGUCGAUUGCAACGGCUCUCCCAGUGUAUGCGAUGUCCUGUUUUAGACUCACUAAACACCAUUGCCAAAAGAUCAUGAGUGCAAUGUCUGCUUUCUGGUGGAAUGAGAGUGGUGAUAAGAAGAAAAUCCAUUGGAUUGCAUGGGAUAAACUCUGCGAAUCAAAGGCGAAUGGAGGUCUUGGGUUCAGGGAUGUUGAAGAUUUUAAUCAGGCUCUGUUGGCUAAACAAGCUUGGAAGCUAAUGAAUGAACCUAACUGCUUGCUCGCAAAGAUCUUCAAAGGGCGCUACUAUGCAAAGACAAGUUUCCUAGAUGCAGGAAAAGGUAACAGACCUUCCUAUGCCUGGAGAAGCAUAGUCUUUGGGAGGGAGCUACUACGUAAAGGACUUCUCAAGUCUAUUGGUAAGGGACUAAGCUCGUACGUGUGGGUGGAUAAAUGGAUCAUGGAUGGCGAGCCUCGCAGACCCUUUUCCAAGCAAAUCCUUUUUGAUGUGAACCUCAAAGCCUUGGAGUUAAUCGAUCAGAAUGGACAGUGGAGAGUGGAGAUGUUACAUGAUCUAUUCCCAGAGAAUGAGGUCAAGCGAAUUCUUUCUCUUCAGAUAGGGGGCAGAGAGGAUAAAUUCAUAUGGGCAUACACAAAGCAUGGAGCCUAUUCUGUGAAGAGUGGUUAUUGGCUACUAGCGAACAAAGAGGCAGAAAGCAUUUCAAAUAGGACGGCUCUGGAACAACAAGUGCUAAACUUAAAGUGUCGGGAACUAUGGCAACUGUCGCUCUGCCCUAAACCAGCGCAAGGUUUCAGCGUAACCUUAGAAGAGAACUUGGCUUUCCUCUUCGACGCCAUGGAUAGCCACCUCUUCGACGCCAUGGAUAGCCAGGGGCAUGGAGCAGUGUGUGUUCGGUCCCUCCCUUGGCUGUUGUUGAACGUGUGGAAGAACAGAAACUCGAUCUUAUAUGCAGCGACACAGAAAUCUCCUACAUUUUGGGUGAGUAAUGUUGAGGAAGAGGCAAAAAUCUGGGAGAAGGUUAAUAAAAAAGCCCAAAACAUGAAGGUGCAGGAUUCUAUGUUAGGAGAUCGUGAGUUUUGGUGCUCCCCUUCACCAGGAGUGGUUAAAUGUAACGUCCAUAUUAAUUGGAGAAAUGGAGUGUUGCAGAGUGGGGGAGCUUGGAUUGCAAGAGACCAUACUGGUAACGUCUUAUUUCAUGGUCAUGACGCGUUUACUUCAUCCCCAAGUCGUCUGAUUGCUGAAUUGAGGGGUAUAAUUUGGGUUCUCCGCAGCGCGAGAGAUCUUCAUUUUGAGUCAAUAUGCAUAGCUUCAGAUCACGAAGACACUAUUGAAGCGAUCUUUUCUCCUUCUUUAUGGCCACGAUAUAGGUCCUUGUUGGAGCAGGUUGCAGCUCUUUGCAUUCCUUUUGCUUCUGCCUCAUUUGAAGCUGAGAAAAUCGGUAAUAAUUUGAUAGCUCGUGAUAUCGCGAAGAGUGUUCUGCGAGAUGGGCGUCUGCAGUCUUACCUUGCCCUAGGCGGACCAGCAUGGCUUCAUCAACGCAUAAUCCGAGAAGCAUCUAGACAAGACUAA